UUCAUAAAAACCACAGCCACAAUCCAAACAUUGUUUGUCAUCAUCUUCCUCUCUUACUUCUUUCCCUCCAGCAACUCCACCCUUUCCUUUUUUCUUCUAUUCUAUAAUACCCACUCUUAGUUAGUGCCGCUACAAUAUUCUUUCCCUUUCGUUUUUUCCAGAGGACCGCUCAUUAUUUUGGGUCUUCUCUGUUUCGCCAACAGAAGAGGCCGGUAUUCUCAAACAUGGGUUUUGUUCGAUCGAUCUUAAGGAUUGUUUCUGUUAUUGCUUUUGGGUUUCUGUUGUUGGAUUGCUUUGCCGUUGUGGAGUUGGGUUCUCAGGCUCAAGUUUUGCCGCCAGAAGAAGUGCAAGUCCUUUGGACAAUAUCUACAAAAUUGAACAACAGCCAUUGGAACAUCACUGAAGCUUCUUGCAGCAAGCCAGAGUGGAACAACACCAUUUGGGAUACAACAAUUCAAAGCAUUGUUACCUGCAACUGCUCAUUUGAAAGUGGCACCAUUUGUCACGUCACUAACUUCCAGCUGAAGGGUUUUAACUUAACUGGAGUUCUACCUGAUGAACUUGGAAAUCUUACUCAUCUGGUUCAAAUUGAUCUCACUCGGAAUUACCUCAGUGGGACAAUCCCCACAAGACUUGCUCAACUUCCAAACCUUCGAAUUUUGUCCUUUCUGGGAAACCGUCUCAAUGGCUCAAUUCCUCCGGAAAUUGGCAACAUUGCUACACUAGAGGAGUUGGUCUUGGAAGAUAAUCUGCUUGGAGGGCCUCUCCCUCCGAGCCUUGGAAAUUUGAGAAAUUUGCGGAGACUUCUUCUUUCUGCAAACAAUUUUACAGGAACGAUACCAGAUACAUUUAGCAACUUAAACUUAACUGAUUUUAGGAUAGAUGGUAGUGCACUGUCAGGGAAGAUACCUGAAUUUAUAGGGAACUGGACCACCCUUGAUAGAUUAGAUUUGCAAGGAACAUCUAUGGAAGGCCCCAUUCCUGCUACCAUAUCACAGUUGACAAUAUUAACUGAACUGAGAAUAUCAGAUUUGAGUGGAUCAAGUUCAAAUUUUCCCAAUCUUGAGGCUACGAAGAAUAUGGAGAGACUGAUACUGAGAAAUUGCAGAAUCACUGGUUCAAUCCCUAUAUACAUUGGGGAAAUGACAGUUUUAAAACAACUAGACCUUAGCUUCAAUAGGUUGACAGGCUCAAUUCCGGAUUCGUUGCAGAGUUUGGAAGCAAUAGAUUACAUGUUUUUGACUAACAACUCGCUCACUGGAGAAAUACCCAGUUGGAUAUUAAGAACUAGCAAAAACUAUGAUUUAUCUUAUAACAACUUUACUGGUACAGUUUCGACUAGUUGCCAGCAGCCAGAAGUGAACCUAGUCUCCAGUCAAUUGUCUUCUGCAAGCAGUGAGACUGCUUGGUGCCUGAGAAAGGAUCUUACCUGCUCUGGAGAUCCCGAACACCAUUCCUUGUUUAUAAACUGUGGAGGACCCAAGCUAACCUUUGAGAAUAAUGAAUAUGAAGAAGACUUAACUAGAGGAAGUCCAUCUAGCUUUAUUUCUGUAUCAGAAAGAUGGGCUUAUAGCAGUACUGGAGCUUACAUGAACAAUGAUGGCGCAGAAUUCUUAGCUGGUAACAGGUUUAAUCUGAGUGUGACUGAUGGAGAUGUUUAUAAGUCCGCUCGACUUUCUGCUCAAUCACUCAAGUACUAUGGCCUUUGUAUGAGGGAGGGCAGCUAUAAAGUGCGCCUUCACUUUGCCGAAAUUAUGUAUUCUGAUGAUCAGACAUUCAGCAGCCUUGGGAGACGAAUAUUUGAUGUAUCCAUUCAAGGAAAUGUAGUUUUGGAGAAUUUCAAUAUCAUGGAGAAAGCUGGCGGAGUAGGCAAAGGUUACAUUGCAGAAUUCGAUAAUAUAUGGGUUAAUGGUACUACUCUGGAGAUACAUUUAUACUGGUUAGGGAAAGGUACUACUGCAAUUCCGAAUAGAGGCGUCUAUGGACCUCUUAUAUCAGCCAUUACAGUGACACCAAAUUUUGAAGUUGAUACUGGAGGAGGGUUAUCGGUUGGAGCUAUUAUCGGAAUUGUAGCUGCUUCAUGUGUAGUUGUCAUAUCAAUCUUGGUAGCCCUCCGAUUGAGUGGUUACUUGGGAGGGAAGGACCUUGAAGACAAUGAACUUCGUGGACUAGAUCUCCAAACUGGUUAUUUCACUUUAAGACAAAUUAAACAUGCUACCAACAAUUUUGACCCAGCAAAUAAGAUAGGAGAGGGAGGAUUUGGGCCAGUUUACAAGGGAUUGCUGUCUGAUGGUGCAGUAAUUGCUGUUAAGCAGCUCUCAUCGAAAUCAAAGCAAGGGAACCGUGAAUUUGUGAAUGAAAUAGGCAUGAUAUCUGCCUUACAACAUCCCAAUCUUGUGAAGUUAUACGGCUGCUGCAUUGAAGGCAACCAAUUGCUGCUAGUAUACGAGUACUUGGAAAAUAACAGUCUUGCUCGGGCUCUUUUCGGACGUGACGAACAACGACUUCAUUUGGAUUGGUCAACAAGAAAGAAGAUAAUGCUGGGUAUUGCUAAGGGAUUAGCUUAUCUCCACGAGGAGUCAAGGCUGAAAAUUGUACACAGAGACAUAAAGGCCACCAAUGUGCUUCUUGAUAAGGAUCUAAAUGCUAAGAUAUCGGACUUUGGUUUAGCCAAGCUUGAUGAAGAGGAGAACACACAUAUCAGCACUCGAAUAGCUGGGACAAUAGGUUAUAUGGCUCCAGAAUAUGCAAUGAGGGGUUACUUGACAGAUAAAGCAGAUGUUUACAGCUUUGGAGUUGUUGUUUUGGAAAUCGUCAGUGGGAAGAGCAACACCAAUUACAGACCAAAGGAGGAGUUUGUUUAUCUUCUUGAUUGGGCCUACGUGCUGCAAGAGCAAGGAAACCUUUUGGAACUUGUGGAUCCCAUUCUUGAAUCAAACUACUCAAAAAAAGAAGCAAUGAUGAUGCUUAAUUUGGCUCUCUUGUGCACCAACCCAUCUCCUACACUAAGGCCAUCAAUGUCUUCUGUGGUGAGCAUGCUAGAAGGGAAAAUCCCAGUCCAAGCUCCAAUAAUCAAGCGAAGUUCCGCAGACCAGGAUGCAAGGUUUAGAGCAUUUGAAAUUCUAUCGCAUGACAGCCAAUCUUACAUCUCCAGUGUCUCUCAGGACAGUAAUCAUAAGGCUCAGAACAGCAUUUCAAUGGAUGGACCUUGGAUUGAUUCCUCAAUCUCUCUCCCAAGUAAUAAAGAUGAGUCACAAGAGCAUUCAUCAACCAGGCUUCUUAAGGAUCUUUAUGAUGUCAAGUUGGAUUAAUCAGUUUAUGGACAACUUUUACCUUAGUAUUAUAAGAUAAAUUAGGACAUUGUAUUGUCUUAAUUCUUGUGUAAAUAAGUUUUGUUUUUUUGAAGAGAUGAGAUGCAAAGGUUUGCACUAUUUUCUCUA
This is a messenger RNA of Ricinus communis (castor bean), 3440 nucleotides long. RefSeq names its product probable LRR receptor-like serine/threonine-protein kinase At1g53440. Gene Ontology annotation, biological process: protein phosphorylation. NCBI's taxonomy places the organism in Eukaryota, Viridiplantae, Streptophyta, Magnoliopsida, Malpighiales, Euphorbiaceae. The transcript has 24 exons. The record is from RefSeq and is a predicted model, not a curated record. The coding region runs from base 225 to 3311 and encodes 1028 amino acids. Gene Ontology annotation, molecular function: protein binding; ATP binding; protein kinase activity.